Myzus persicae (green peach aphid) is the source of this 807-nucleotide messenger RNA. RefSeq lists its product as uncharacterized. Bases 84 to 659 code for a protein of 191 amino acids. NCBI's taxonomy places the organism in Eukaryota, Metazoa, Arthropoda, Insecta, Hemiptera, Aphididae. The record is from RefSeq and is a predicted model, not a curated record. The transcript has 5 exons.
UUUUGUUUUACAAUUUCAGUACAACAGUGUCUGUUGACUGUUUGAAUUAUCAUCGAGAACAAACAAAAUCAAAAAAAGAAACCAUGACGUACAAUACUUUGUUCAUGUUUGUACAACUGUUGAUGACAAUUUGUUCGGGAUGGUCUGCCAAUUCAAACCCGCUUUUGAGUUCUCCAAUCGGUCCUUACCGAGUAGUCUUCAAACAAGUUUAUAUUUGCAAUCCUAAACAGAAUAAUAAAAUCCAACAUUACUUGUAUUUAAGUCACAAAGCCAAUUCAACAUGGAUUUUCGGAAAUACUACUCUUGAAAUACCUUUGGACGACACUUUCUUCUUGGAAAUGUCAAUGUCUGUCAAAGAUUCGUUUGGAAAUUGGAAAGAAAAUGUAUUUAUGCAUAAAGUAUCGAAGGCGUGUUCGUCAUUCAAAAAACUUAUGGGAAAUACAUGGAAAUUAUUCUUACAUGGUAAUGGAAUUCAAAAUACUGAGUGCCCAAUACUUCCGGGUGUUUAUAAAAGUCCUGGUUUUGAUCUGUCAUUGUUCGAUAAAUCCAAUUUUCCUAAAUCAUUUUUUUAUGGAACAUACAAGUUUCGUAUGUUUUAUUCGAAAUCAAAUGAAAUAUUUGGCUGCCAAGUUUACAUUAUUGAGUUGAAGCGUCCUUGAAACGUAUUGUAUAUUAAAAUACUACAUAAGUACCUACAUACCAAGGAUCUACUCGUGGUGAUCUCUUUAACGAACCAUAUCAAUUAUAUCUAUAAUAAUGAGAAUCAAUAACAUUGUAACGAAAUGGAGGAGUCUCUGUUUCUAUAAA